This is a messenger RNA of Acyrthosiphon pisum (pea aphid), 1521 nucleotides long. RefSeq lists its product as uncharacterized. Gene Ontology annotation, molecular function: oxidoreductase activity, acting on the CH-OH group of donors, NAD or NADP as acceptor. The record is from RefSeq and is a predicted model, not a curated record. The transcript is spliced from 3 exons. Bases 40 to 630 code for a protein of 196 amino acids. NCBI's taxonomy places the organism in Eukaryota, Metazoa, Arthropoda, Insecta, Hemiptera, Aphididae.
UAUACUUUUGCAUUACGAUAUUCUAGCCAUUAUAUUUUAAUGCUCGCUGUAUUCACCUUAAAAUAUAUAAUAAAUUAUGUAUUCACACGUAUUCUUGUGCAACAGUGCGAAGUGCACGAACUGUCAGACGUAUACGUAUGGGGUAAACAUUUCUUGGACAUAGCCGACGCCAAAAAAAAAACGAGAUUCGAACCGAGAAAAUAUGAAUCGCAAUGCACGGUGAAAACGCAGAAAGUUAUGGGUCUUUUGUCUUCGAAUUGGAUCAAAAAUUGUUUUACGCCACAGUUUGAAGCAGUACAGACGGUAAGGACCUACAAACAUUGUGUUAUAUCGGCGGUGUGCCAUCACAUAAUCGACUGGUGUCGGGGAACGGGUGACAGGACAGUGUGCAUGAUGAUUGUUGUACAUCGACCAGGACACAUCAACGACGGCGUUUUCUCGUCAUACCCGGUGGUCAUCAGCGAGUCCGGAAAAAUGUCAUUCCGCAACAUUGAACCGAAUUCACAACAAUUUGUAAAAUUGUACAGAUAUCUGGAAACUCGACAAAAAGAAAGGUGCUUUAUUCGCAACUACAUCAAGUACCUACAAGGGUUGAAAAACUACCUACCGUUAAAACCACAUAAUGUGUAAAUACGACCCAUAUUGUAAUCUCGCGUAUUGUUCGUUAUAAUCGUAAAUAUAUUGUUUGGACUUUUGACGAAAAAAAAAAGAUAAAAUAUACAUAAUAUAUAGGACGUUGAAUGAAAAAUACGAUAAUAUAAAAAAAAAGUUUCACAUUGCUUUAAAUCCAAAAAUAGAUAAAGAUGAAUCUUAAAGAUCCCCACAUAAACUUCGUUCUAAAAACUGUUUUCAAUCCUUUGACAGUUUUUUGCAAAAUUGUUACUCGACGGUGCCGUAAAUUAUGUAGCUUAGUCUGGAAAUUCGCUCGGAAAUCUUUCCAGUACAAAAUUGAAUAAAAGUAAAAUUUCUAUUGAAAGGCAAUCAACAAGUAUGCCACCAAUACCUAAGUUCGAAAAAAGUAACAUUUUCUAAAUUCUUUUCCUAUCAACGUGUAGAUCCCCAUUUAAAUAAAUAUUAUAGCACUGCAGUUUGAGACGUAAAAAUAAGUUGCUUUUAAAAAAUUAAGUAGGUAACAUAAACGUUGAUCUAAAAACGGUUUUAAAUCCCUUUGACAGUUAAAACUAACAUAUUUGAAAAUUAAUUGUACAAAACUAUCACAUUUAAACAAAAUUAAAAAAUAUAAUAUAUUUUUAUCUAUACAUACCUAAGCGUUUAUUAUAUAAGUAUAUUGUAUAUAUUAUAUUAUACGGUUAUUACCGCGGCGCGGCAUGGCCUCCUGGAAGUUGCAACUGCAACCCUGGUAUUACGACCUACACAGUAAAGUCCACCACUGAGUAGUCGUCGCAUAACUUAAUAAGUAUAGGUUACACACUUACACAUAAUACAUUUCAUUUAGAAUAUUAUACAAAAUAUAAUAUACAUACGAUACACAACCCAAUCGUAAAGAGAGAAUCUUAUACA